AUGAUCCACGACGCUAUCGUCAACGUAUGUUUUCGUCUUUCCAGUCUUCCGGCGCAAAACGCUGUGCUCAAGGACCGCAACGGUUCGUCGCGUCAGUCGCUCAAGAAGUAUGUCCGCGCCCAGAAUGACAUCAAGGUCGGCGAUGCCAUGUUCGACUCUUGCUUCAACAAGGCCCUGAAGGCCGGUGUUGCCAAGGGUGUAUUCGAGCAGCCCAAGGAAACAGGCCCCUCCGGUGGCACCAAGCUCGCCAAGAAGACUCCCAAGGCUGCCGCCCCUAAGAAGGCUGCCGAGAAGAAGGAGCCCACUGAGAAGAAGGCCGCUGCUGAGAAGAAGACAACGGAGAAGAAGGCCCCCGCCAAGAAGGCUGCCGCCACCAAGAAGGCCGCUCCCGCUGAGAAGAAGACCGCCGCGAAGAAGGCUGCGCCAGCGAAGAAGGCUGCUGCCCCCGCCAAGAAGGCCGCGACCACCAAGAAGGCUGCCCCUGCUGCCGCCGACAAGCCUGCUGCCCUGAGCAAGACCAAGACAGGUCGCGUUGCCAAGACGGCGGCGCCCAAGGCUGCUGCCACGAAGAAGGCGGCGCCGAAGAAGGCCGCCGCGCCGAAGAAGGCUGCUGCUGCUUCCGCAUAGACGGAACGCCAUUGGUGCAUGUCCGAGACGCUUCCGAGGGCCGAGGACAGCACGGCUGAUCAUGACGGUAUGCGUUGGUUGACUUUGCGGGCGUUCCGGUUGCAAUUGGGAAGGCAGGCAGGGCUAGGGCUGGUUACAGGAAGCGCGGGUGUCUUUGCCUGAUGCCACGGGCUGUGGGCGCGAGCAUUGCUGCGGCGCUCAUAUGCAGCCGUGGUAGGCUUGGGAUGACUGUAAUUAUACCAUGAUGAUUCUGGGAAUGAUAUAUAACUUCAACUU
Molecule: messenger RNA, 903 nt
Organism: Verticillium alfalfae VaMs.102
Lineage: Eukaryota; Fungi; Ascomycota; Sordariomycetes; Glomerellales; Plectosphaerellaceae
Exons: 4
Coding region: 1-627 (208 amino acids)
Biological process (GO): nucleosome assembly
Cellular component (GO): nucleosome
Molecular function (GO): structural constituent of chromatin; DNA binding
Source: RefSeq, a predicted model, not a curated record